Penicillium salamii is the source of this 3006-nucleotide messenger RNA. NCBI's taxonomy places the organism in Eukaryota, Fungi, Ascomycota, Eurotiomycetes, Eurotiales, Aspergillaceae. The record is from the annotation of a GenBank genome assembly.
AUGCUUGGUUUAUCAGAGACUGUGGCGAACAUGAUCCAGAACCUCCGCAUAGCAGAGCUAGACUUGUCCAAGCACUAUCGCAGACUAAUUUCUGUACAAGUUUUCAUUGCAAUGAACACGGCAACAAUCGCCCCGUUGGCGACUUUUGCAACUUUUGUGAUUAUUUCCAAAAGUACUGGUCAGCCUUUGAACACAGAGUCUGCUUAUACCUCGCUCUCACUAAUAUAUCUCCUGGUGGACCCCAUGGUUGUCGUGUUUCGUACGAUCCCAUUCGUCAGUGCUGCCCUCGCCUGCUUUUCUCGCAUUCAAAGCUAUUUGGUAUCAGAAGCUUGUACCGACUUUAGACUGCCAUUUAGCGAGCAGGAUUGUCAUUCAGUUCAAGACAUUGAGAACGAGAAUUUGCUAAUGGCAAUCUCAGCAGCCAGCUUUGGUUGGACUUCUGGAAAGCCGAGCAUCCUCAACAACAUCACGGUCAACAUUCGCAGGUCUUGCUUCACCUUCGUUAUCGGCCCCGUGGGCUCAGGAAAGAGCACCCUUCUGCGAGCUAUUCUGGGAGAAGUACCAAUACGAGCGGGUUUUAUUUACGUUGACCCCGGAAACAUUGCAUUUGUUGGCCAGGAGCCCUGGAUCCAGAACCUGACAAUACGUCAGAACAUCCUAGGCAGUACCAGCUAUGAUGCAGAAUGGUAUAAUAAAGUUGUCUACGCCUGCGGAUUGGAACAUGAUAUUGGCGAGCUUCCCAACGGAGAUACUACAAAAGCAGGAAGUGCAGGCUUUUCCUUGAGCGGCGGCCAAAAGCAGCGGCUGGCUUUAGCCCGGGCUGUCUACUCCAGGGAAAAGACCAUCCUCUUGGACGAUGUCUUUGCAGGGCAGGAUGUAGGGACUGAAGGGCACGUCUUUCAGCAUCUCUUCGCUGAGGAGGGCCUCUUCCGACAGAUGAAAGUGACUGUGAUCUGUGUCACCAAUGCCAUUCAUAGACUCGCCUAUGCUGACCAUGUAGUCGCUAUGGACAUGAGCGGUCAUGUUGUGCACCAAGGCUCAUUCUUCCAGCUUCAGCCCGAUACGGAUUAUCUGCAAGGGCUAUCGGUCGAACAGAACGGAGGGAUUGACGCGCGGGAUGCAGCCAAAGCAUUGAAACAGAACCGGCCCGAGGCUGUUCAGGGCCGAUCUGAACAGGAUGCCAAUCAGACUAGCGACGACUCUGAAUCACCCGGGCGAGUCCUCGGCGAGCUUUCCACAUAUGCGUAUUACUUUGGGUCUGUUCCCAUAUGGUACACCAUACUGUUUGCUGCCCUCACCAUUCUAUACGCAGGAGGAUUUCGAAUGACGGCACUUGUACUGAGCUUUUGGACGGAGAAUGCUCAAACAUCCAGCCAAGUCGCCAAUGAAUACUACCUCGGACUCUUUGCAAUGCUGACCGGUCUCGCCGUCUUGGGCAUUACAGGAGCAGCCUAUUUCUUCCUGGUCGUCAUGGUGGCUUUGAGCUCUGAGGCUCUUCAUGCUCGACUUCUACGUUCCGCCAUCAAUGCGUCAUUGGCCUUCUUCUCGCGCACCGACGUCGGAGUCACCACUAAUCGAUUCAGCCAGGAUAUGUCGGUGAUCGACACUGAACUGCCUUUUGCUCUAGUGGAUUUCUGCGUCAAUUUUGCCCUCAUCAUAAUGUCAGUUAUACUCAUGUGCGUCUUUUCUGGAUAUUUCGCAGCCACACUUGUGCCCUUUGUCGCUUUCUGUUGGUCUAAGUACAUACAUUCCGUUAUUGAAAACCUUAAUGUAAUACUCAUAUCAUAUGAGGCAACAGUACUGCAGAAGUUCUACGUGCGGACAACGCGGCAGAUCCGACUGUUCGAUCUAGAAGCCAAAUCUACCCUCUUCACGCAGUUCCUCGAUCUCCAGGGACUAUCGACUGUACGGGCAUUCGCGUGGGGUCCACGCUUCACCGACCAGUACCUUGACCAUCUCGACGCCUCACAAAAACCCUUCUACCUGCUCUUCUGCAUUCAGCGCUGGCUAGGCCUCGUCCUAGACCUGAUGACCGCUAUCCUCGUAACCAUCAUGAUGGUCCUAGUCGUGAAGCUCCGGGCACAACUAUCACCCCAGUACGUAGCCCUGGCAUUCGUGCAGAUAAUGACAUUCGGUCAAUCGCUAGCCCACGUCAUUCAAGACUGGACACAGCUAGAGACAUCCCUGGGUGCCGUCGCACGUAUCAAGACCUUCUGCACAGAUACAGAGUCAGAAAACAAACCCAGUGAAACUGGUAUCGUGCCCACAAACUGGCCGACACACGGCCACAUCACCAUCAAAGACCUGGUAGCAUUGUACGAUGCACAAAAUGACGAGCCUGUUCUCCGUGGCAUCACCCUCGAUAUACCAGCCGGUACAAAGGUCGGUAUCUGCGGCCGCAGCGGAAGCGGCAAAAGCUCACUUCUGGGCUGUAUCCUACGUCUCCUAGAAAUUACCACAGACUCGCGCAUCAUCAUCGACGGAGUCGAUAUCACCACCCUGCCACGGCAAACUUUACGCUCUGCAAUCGCCGUAGUGCCACAGCAUCCUUUCUUCCUGAAACACACAAGUAUCCGAGCCAAUCUUCUCCAAAAUGAACAAUACCAACAACACGAUAACAAAAUCCACCAUAUCCUCCACCGCCUCAAGCUAACCGACCUAGUAAAUAGACUAGGAGGCCUGGACAGUCCACUAGAAGCAGAUCAACUCUCCCAAGGCCAGCGCCAGCUCUUAUGCAUUGCCCGGGCCAUACUAUCCCGCAAGCGGAUCAUUCUCAUAGACGAAGCGAGCAGUCAUGUAGAUGAGAGGUCCGAGGCACUUAUUGGGGAUGUUAUGCGUGCCGAAUUCGCGGGUUGCACUGUGAUUACUGUUGCGCAUCGUCUUGGUGCUAUUGUGGAUUGUGAGCGGGUUGCUGUUCUGGGUGGUGGAAGGGUUUUGGAGUGGGAUUGUCCUCAGGCUCUUUUGGGAAGGGAUAGUGAGUUCAAGAGGCUUUGGGAUCUCGGUUAG